AUGAAAGUCAAUCUCCACGGUCACCUUACGCUGGGUAAAGAAGUUAUGGAUUUCUUAUCUUACUUUUUGGAUUCAAAUCCUGCAAGUGGUAGACGAGACAUGUCGAGUCAGGAAAACGAUGUUAUUGUAAAAAUGGUAAAAUCGAAACAACUGUGUCGUGAUUUACAAUUUUGUACUGGGCUUUUAAGUCAGUUAAUUGAUGAUUAUAUUAUAAUACAAAUAAUAUCUAUAAAAAGUAUUUUCAAAGAAUCUUCUUACGAAUUUUUUUCUAAAACAGAGUUUUAUGACAAAAUAAACAAAAUUUUACGAGAUUUGAGAAAGAUUUUAAAAAUUGUCAAUGGUAAAAUCAACGACGAAAAAGAAUCAUAUUACUGGAUUAGCAUAAUUAAAAAAAUCAGUGCUAAAUUCCAAAAGUUAGUUAUUUAUAAUAUAGCAGAUAACCCAAAUAGUUUUGAUUUAGAAAAAAAAGAUGAACGAAAAAUUUUGAUUCAAAAAUCAAUAAUAGCGAUUGUUAGUAUUGAGUCCAACUAUGAAAUGAAACUUUGUGCACAAUAUAGUAUUUGUAUCAAAUCAUUUGAAUGUACAAGAGCACUGCACGCUAUCUUGAAAAAAUUAACAAAUAUACCUGAAGAUAAAGUAAGAUCUUUCAUAAGAUACUUUUACGAAGCGCUAUUUGCAAGCACAUUUUAUUCGCGUCUAAGCGACAUUACUGCUCGUGAGUUUCAAAUUAUUUUAAAUGAUAUGGCGUACUCGAAGAAUGUUCCAACUACCAGUUUGUUACAAUCUGUUCUAAAAACAAUUGAAUUGCGACUUGAACAAAUAGGAAACUAUAAUGAUACACAAAUGGAAUAUGAUGUUCAAUUAAUCCACGUAAUUUUAUCUGAUUUAGACCACUUUUAUAGCACGCACACGUCUCAACCAUUCCGAGAUUUUAUAAAAAACUUUAUCGAUUGGACAAUGUAUGGUCGACUUGGUAAAUAUCUACGUAAAAUUAUGUAUGAAUUAGGCAGUGAGGUAUCGUCACAAUCAGAGGAAAUGUCGUUAAAAAUUAUGAACGAAGUCAAAGUGUUCUUAGAAUUAACUAUUGAUCCUGAGAAGUAA
Parnassius apollo (apollo) is the source of this 1101-nucleotide messenger RNA. NCBI's taxonomy places the organism in Eukaryota, Metazoa, Arthropoda, Insecta, Lepidoptera, Papilionidae. The record is from the annotation of a GenBank genome assembly.